UUAUAGUCAUUACAAAAAUUAUAGUGGAUAAUGUUUUUGUGGGUUUUAAAUAGUAAUUUAUCUAAAUAAUGACUUAAAUGAGUGCGAUUUUAGAUUCUGAAUGGAGUGAGAAAUGUAUUGAUUUUACAAUGAUGUGUGUUCUUUUUUUUGUGUACACCAUAAUUUGUUGAAAUAAUGAUUCAAAAAACAACAAAAAAGUGACGAAAAAUGGGAAUUUUCACGCAAAACCAGGUUCCUGUCUACUUUACCGACCACCCAUUUAAACGGAACGGCGCAUAAUAAUUCACCGACGUCGCGUGGUUAGACCUAUAGAGUUUGGUCAACUUAUUAUACCUAUGUCCUACAUGGUUAAGAUUUUUAGUAAAAUGUACAAACAAUUACGAAUAACAGUAUGAAAAAUAUUAUGGUAGACUAGUGUAAUCGUUUUAUCAUAAUAUAAUAUCUUAUUAAAUACAUGAAGGGUUUGUGGCGCGUCGCGAAUAAUUGGAAAGAGACUGCACCGGUUGCGAGCAGAAAAACUGCUGGAAUCGACAGUAUGUUUCAAGGAUUGGACGAAAACAGAGACGUGUUAGUGAAAAGGUUGAAUGCUGGUCAAGAAUUAUAUCCCAAUUGUGAUACAUCGAUCUGGUUAAGAAACUGUACGCAUGACAUCCCGACUCCCGUCCAAGGGAAAAUCGAAGGUAAGAUACCAGAAUGGUUAUCGGGAUCGCUGCUACGAAACGGUCCAGGAAGUAUACAGGUGGGAAAUUAUGAAUUUAAACAUAUAUUUGACAGCUCUGCUUUACUACACAGGUUUGCAUUCAAAAAUGGAGCAGUUUCAUAUCAAUGUAGAUUUUUGGAAUCAAAUACAUAUAAACAAAAUAAAGCAGCCCAAAGAAUUGUUAUUACCGAAUUUGGAACCAGAGCAUGUCCUGAUCCUUGUAAAACAAUUUUUCACAGGGUGUCUAAUGUAUUUAAAUGGGGAGACGAUCAGUCAGAUAAUGCGAUGAUAUCUAUUUACCCAAUCGGCGAUGAAUAUUAUGCAUUUACCGAGAAUCCAAUAAUGAUCAAAAUUAAUCCUACAACUCUUGAAACACUUAAUACUAUAGAUAUAGCUCGGAUGACUGGUAUUGUUCACCAUACUGCUCACCCACAUAUGGCAGCCGAUGGUGCGGUUUUCAAUUUAGCGACUGUUCCAAAAAUUGAUGGACCUCAUUAUUGCGUGGUUAAAUUUCCUCGGGUUGAUUCAGAAAGUGGAUACCAGUAUUCGACGGACGAAAUGUUUGGGCGAAUGUGCAUCGUGGCUACCAUUAAGUGUCGUUGGCCUCUGCACCCUGGGUAUAUGCAUUCUUUCGGCAUAACGGAGCAUUAUUUCAUCGUAGUCGAACAACCUCUAAGUAUUUCAUUGUCAACCGCCAUGAUUAACAGAUUCAAAGGAGAUCCAAUGUACAGUGCACUAAAAUGGUUUCAAGACUGCCCUACUCUAAUUUACUUGAUUUCGCGAUCUGAUGGCAAAACGGUGAAGACAUUUAAAUCGGAUGCGUUCUUUUAUCUACAUAUAAUAAACCAGUAUGAAGAAGACGAUAACGUAGUAAUCGAUAUUUGUUGUUACCGAGAUCCUUCCAUGAUUGACUGCAUGUUCGUCGAAGCAUUACAAAAUCUCAAUAAAAACCCAGAUUAUGCAGCCAUGUUUCGCAGCAGGCCUUUGAGAUUUGUGUUGCCAGUUAACCGUAAUCCUAUAAGUGGCGAUAUCGUGAACGAGCACCCGUAUGUCAGCCCCGAAAAGCUAUGUGAUUUAGGUUGUGAAACACCUAGGAUUAAUGACUUAAAAAUUGGAACAAAAUACAGAUUUUUUUAUGCAAUAUCAUCGGAUGUUGAUGCUAAAAACCCUGGGACGCUCAUUAAAGUGGACACGUACAAUAAAACUUGCAAAACAUGGUGCGAAAAGAACGUAUAUCCAAGUGAACCAAUUUUUGUUUCUUCGCCGGACGCUGAAGACGAAGACGAUGGUGUAAUUUUGUCAUCAAUCAUUUGGGGUGGAUCGGAGUGUACACACAAAGCUGGAGUAAUAGUAUUGGAUGCAAAGAGUUGGACAGAGAUAGGGCGAGCUAUUUUUAUCACUCAGUCACCAGUUCCUAAAUGCUUACAUGGAUGGUAUGCUGCUGCUGUUUAACAAAACAUGUCAUCAAAGUACAAUCAUAGUUAUUUUUUGACGAUUGAUCAUCGCAAUCAAUUUUUAAAUUUAGAUGCUUACCAAACUGUAUUAUACAUUAACAUUUUAAAUUAAAUUUGUACUACCAUGCGUGUUUUGUAAACAUAAUUAUGUUUGAAACCAGAGGAAUUAUUAUAGUAGAAUACAAAAGAUAUAUUUUCAUCUCAAGAAUUCAAAAUCCUUAAAUUUGUCUAUUGUAAAUAAACAUAGUAUAUAAACAA
Molecule: messenger RNA, 2412 nt
Organism: Aphis gossypii (cotton aphid)
Lineage: Eukaryota; Metazoa; Arthropoda; Insecta; Hemiptera; Aphididae
Gene: ninaB
Product: carotenoid isomerooxygenase
Exons: 14
Coding region: 455-2152 (565 amino acids)
Biological process (GO): carotene catabolic process; retinal metabolic process
Molecular function (GO): beta-carotene 15,15'-dioxygenase activity; carotenoid dioxygenase activity
Source: RefSeq, a predicted model, not a curated record